Molecule: messenger RNA, 1302 nt
Organism: Syngnathoides biaculeatus (alligator pipefish)
Lineage: Eukaryota; Metazoa; Chordata; Actinopteri; Syngnathiformes; Syngnathidae
Exons: 7
Coding region: 189-1256 (355 amino acids)
Source: RefSeq, a predicted model, not a curated record
CCCUUUCCUAAAGUGCGCUCAAUGUCGUAGAAGCCCACACGGACCGGACCCCGGAGCAGCGGUUUCUGGACGCUGUCAGCCAUGACCAUGCUGUUCUCGACGGGACUGUCUCGGCGGCGGCGACGGAGGACGAGGAGCACACACUGUCACAUGGGCAGUUGUCUCCUACUGAGUGGUGGACUGUAGACAUGCAGAGCUGCGCUCCAAAGGCCCCUGCUGUCACGCACAGACUUCCUGAAUUCAUGCUAGGAGGAUGCCGUGAAAAUCUCACGAGGCGUCUUUGGCGGCUGUUUGUUCCCGUUACUCUGCAUCUUGUUUACGGGGGAAACAUCAGCCAACACGUCCAAGAGGGGCCAUCCUGUCCACCAGGUUUUUACUGCCUGCAGGGUAGUAGCAUCCCACUGCCUUGUCCUAGGGGAACUUACGGGCCGGCCGCAGACAGUGUAUCCGUGGACAGCUGUAUAAAGUGCCCUCCUCACCAUUACUGUCCCAGACCGGGUCUGUCUGCAUCACUCCCAUGUGGACCUGUGGCUCAGCAGCCCCUGUCUGGCCAGGACACCUGUGUCUGCCCGGGACAGGGACAGAACUUCCAGAGGAGCGACGGGCAGUGCCAAUGUACACUUGACUAUCAAGCGACCCAAAGCGAAGAUGUGUGUGUGCACAAAGUUUACAGCAUCUGCAGGGAUGGGAAAACACGCACUCAAAACGGAGACUGUCUGGACCGACAGGAGUGGUCACUUCACUGCAGGACACAGGUGUGUCCAUCUGCAGAAGACUACGAGGGCUACGACGGAGAGCUGGGUCUGUGUGUGUGCACAGAACCCCCUGGGAGAGCUGCGUGUGGGGGCCUAUGCAGGAAAAGGCCUACUACUGAAUUAAAGCUCCGAUGCAGGUCCAAAGGAAAACUGGAACUGGUUUUGCGUUUUGACAGUCAGGUCUCAGUGGUCUCUGGCAUGGUUCUGGAGAGGCUCUUUAAACUGUGGGACCCCCACGGGAGCCUGCACUGCGCCAGCCAUCUAAUCGCCUCACGCCCUGUCUACAUUGUUCAGACAAGCAGUUGGGGACACACACGCAAACACUUCAGCUCAUUGUCGUUUUUCUUUAUGCGUCUAUCAAGUUCUCCAUUGUCGUCACGCUCUGUCUCCACGCAGAAGCGGGCUUCCUCGGCCUCCUCGAUGGCCGCAUCCCGGAGGAACUUCAGCAACUGUUUUUGUUGCUCAACGAGCUGCAGGAGGCUCCGAGCCAACAUGGUUUAACCCAGCAAAACACUUUGCGAUUGAUAUUAUUAUCAUUCUUAUUAUU